Messenger RNA from Prorocentrum cordatum, 699 nucleotides. The record is from the annotation of a GenBank genome assembly. NCBI's taxonomy places the organism in Eukaryota, Dinophyceae, Prorocentrales, Prorocentraceae.
GCCGAGGCCGGCUCCGCGGCGGUGGCCACCGCCCUGCAGAUCUUGCAGGAGUUCUACUCCGGCCAGGCGUCCUUCUUGCAGCAGCGGGGCAAGCAGGUGCCCGAGAUGGCCGAGUACAAGGGCAUGUCCGGCGGCGGCGUCAUCGGCAUGCUGGAGGUCAUCCAGACGGACUUCAUGCGCCUCGAGGCGGACACCAAGGCGGCGGAGACGCAGGCGGCACAGGAGUACGACGAGUUCAUGACCGAGUCCGAGACGUCCAAGAAGAGGAAGCACGAGGAAGAGGUCCAGACGAAGCUCGACAAGGACCAGUCUGAGUUUGACAAGAGCGAGUUGCAGAAGGAUCUGGCCGCCGAGCAGGCCGAUCUCGACGCUGCCGACAAGUACUACGCCGAGCUGAAGCCGCAGUGCCUGCAGGUCCACGUCAGCUGGGAGGAGCGGGUCGCCCGCCGGGAGGAGGAGCUGGCGGCGCUCAACGAGGCCUACGCGAUCCUGAGCCAGAAGUCCGCGCUCUGAGCCGGCCGCGCGCCAUCCGCGCCCCGAGGCGGUGCGCAGAGCCGCCGGCGCCGCGGGGCCGUGCGCCCAGGUCUGGCGCCCGCCGGCGCCGCGGGUCGCCCCCAGCGAAACGCGUGCUCGGAGGAGGAUCCGGGGCACUGUCAGUCGAGCAGUGGCGAAGCGUCCUGGCGUGCCACUAGGCCCACA